Nematostella vectensis (starlet sea anemone) is the source of this 15728-nucleotide messenger RNA. Its product is annotated as hydrocephalus-inducing protein homolog. Lineage: Eukaryota; Metazoa; Cnidaria; Anthozoa; Actiniaria; Edwardsiidae. Gene Ontology annotation, biological process: cilium movement; axonemal central apparatus assembly. Gene Ontology annotation, cellular component: axoneme. The transcript is spliced from 77 exons. Bases 168 to 15503 code for a protein of 5111 amino acids. The record is from RefSeq and is a predicted model, not a curated record.
CCCGCGGGCUACAACUUUUACAAAGAUGGCGCCGAUUUUGUUUUUGCAAAAGUAACAUCACAAGUCCGCGAUAUUUGUCGGAUAAUUCUCAACUGAGAUGGAAAAUAUUCAAGCUGUGGAAUAAAGCAGAUAUACCUGAAGAUCUGGUUUUGUAGAAUAGUACUAGAAUGUCUCGGGUUCCGGGAAAGCUUCGUGGUGCUGUGGAGUCAACGGUCAGGAAAGCUUACGGAGAAACUGCUGUAGUCUCCAGUUUCAAAAGCAAAGUUGUUCAUCCCCGCAACCCCAAACUUGUAAAGACAAGCGUAGGAGAUGACAAGCAAGCGCCAUCAGCAUAUAUGGCUGAAAUGCAGCUUACCACAGACGAGAGGCUGAAGCUGACGUAUGAGAUGAGGGUGCCUCAAAUCAUUGAACUCCUGGAUAUGUCCGAACAGACGCUUCAAAAGUUCACAACCAUGGAUAUCCAAGAGCCGAUCUUUCAACCUUUCCCAUCUGACAUAGUCUUCCAGAACUUUGAGCCAUACCAGACACACGAGGUUCCGUUGCAGCUGAGGAAUAGAGACAAAGUGGCUCGUCUUGUGAAGGUCACCCAGACAGACUCACCUUACUUCAAGAUCAUCAGUCCUCAUGAUGUCGGCCACAAGGUGGCGCCAGGGAUGGACACAACCUUCAUUAUACAGUUCACGCCAGAUGAGAAAAAGGACUACACCCAUGAGUUAAUAUGCAUCACAGAGAGAGAAAAGUUCCUUGUUCCUGUCAAGGCCAUCGGAGCAAGGGCCAUCUUGGAUUUCCCAGAUGACAUUAACUUUGGGGGUGCUCCAGUCAAGAGCACAACUACCAAAACCCUACUAGUACGGAACAUUGGUAACAAAGAGGCAAGGUUCCAGCUAUUGGUGGAGGAGCCAUUCUUUGUGACUCCUGAGAGUGGACGUCUGCCUAUCGGAGAGAGCUUGCAGAUUCACGUGGACUUCAAAGCCAUGCAAACUGGAGACCACAACAGUAACAUGAUUCUGCAUUAUGACACAGGUGAAGAUGUCUACAUCUCACUCUAUGGAGCCGCCAUUGACUACAACAUUAGAUUGGACAAGAAUACAUUGAAGAUGGAAAAUACAUUUAUCACCAGCGCUUCCAGAAGAGCUGUUACAAUUUCCAACCGGAGUGAUAUCAUGGUCCAUUACAAGUGGACCAAGUUUGCUACCUUGAGAGAGGAACAGCAACAAAAAGACAGGUUCUACAUGGACUUGAGGAUGCAGGAAGGUACAGAGAGGGAUAUUUUCCUGGAAGAGUGCCUAAGUGAUCUAACAAUAAGAGACCAGCUGUCAGUCAUUUCCAGGAAGUACAAGAACCAAGUCCAGGUUCUGAAUGAUGAUAAGCUGUUGUUUGAUGAUGACAUUAUCACUGUUGAUCCAGUAGAAGGGGACAUCUGGCCAAACUCUCAAGCAGAGAUCGAGAUCAUCUUCAAACCACAAGAGUCACACAGCUAUGCCCGUACCCUGUACUGUGAUGUGUCUGGGAGGGAGUCCCGCCUUCCCCUGCGUGUCAGGGGUGAGGGAAUAGGCCCUCGUGUGCAGUUCUCUUUUGACACACUGGACAUUGGUAAUGUUUUUGUGAACUCCAAGCACUCCUAUGAGGUUGUGAUUGCAAACAAGGGGGACAUAGAUUCUGUGUUUAGUUUGUUGUCUACCAACACGCUGUUUGGACCACAGUUCACAUUCUCUCCAUCCCAAGGGAUUGUUAUACCAGGAAGCUACCAAGCAAUUGAGAUCCACUUCUGUUCGCCAAUUCUCGGAGACUUUGAUGAGUUAUUCUCUUUCGCGAUUGAAGGAUCUCCUGAGAAACUCAAGCUCAACAUAAGGGGCUCUGUGAUUGGCCCAACGUUUCAUUUCAACGUUCCAAAGCUGAGGUUUGGCACAAUUUCCUAUGGUUUUGUUAACACCCUUACCUGUGUUCUUGUCAACACCUCUCUUAUUCCCAUGACCUUCACCCUGCGAGUACCAGCUGAUGGAGGUGCCAGGGAUGGCUCGAUCGGCGACAGCCUGGUGGACAGCAACAUCAGUGACACCGGGAGCACUGUAAUGCCCGCACCCAAAGAGUUUGACAUCACUCCAUACAUAGGGACGAUUGCUCCACAAAGUGAGAUGGAGAUCAAGGUUGACUUCGUGUCUACUACAGUGAAGAAAUAUGAUAUCUCCCUAGUUGUGGAUGUUGAGGGUGUAGGCGAAGAGAUCCUGUCACUUCCUAUUGUAGCAAAGUGCGUGGUGCCUUCCAUCACACUGCUCUCCCCCAUCUUGGACUACGGACGUUGCUUCCUGCAUCAUCCCUACGAGCUGCCGGUGCAAUUAAUGAAUGAUACAGAUCUCCCGGCCAAAUACGAGCUUCUCUCGCAGGUUGUUGACGACGGCACACCAAUCCUCUAUUCAAGCCCCGAGCCUAAGGGUGUGAUCCAGCCUCACUCGACCAAGGAUGUUGCGCUUCAGAUCACAGCAGAAUGUCUGGAGGAGAUCGGUACAACAGCCUUCUUUAUGAUCUUCGGCAGCGGGGAUCAGCCAUUGGCGGUGAUGGUGCAUUGUGUUGGCGAGGGCCCCGUGGUCCACGUUACACCCACCCAUAUCGACUAUGGUACCAUCUCUGUGCUCAGCCCUGUCACCAAGACUGUAAGGCUGUCCAACGAGUCACUCAUCCCAGCACAGUUCUCUUGUUGCAUGGUCCGUCCCAAUUCAUUGUUCUCCGUGGUUCCCGAGCAAGGUGUAAUUGAACCAGAAGAAGUGCUUCAACUCACAGUUACAGCGAACGUGGACGAUACUGUCAGGUUCCAGGACAAGCUUUCAAUCAAUGUCAAUGACAGCCAGAUCCAGACUGUGAGUCUAACAGCCUAUGGUUCCGGCACCACCAUAGUAAGCGACCCGCCCUUGGCGCCUGCAGUGAACCUGGGUCCUCAAUUCAGCUGUCAGCCAUGCACCAGGCAGUUUGUGUUGACCAACAACGGGCGUCGCCCUCAGCAGAUCUACUGGACCACAGAGGGCUUCCAUCCGUACAAGGCCAAGAAGAGAUCAGACUACAAUCCUGAUGAUAUGAGAUACCAGGGAGUAGCCCCUCCAGUGGACCCGCCCAAGCCCGUUUUCUCGCUUACCCCAGACCGCAUGGUACUACAUCCGGGAGAGAGCCAGGAAGUUACCCUAAAGGGAUACUCCAACAAGCCCCAGAAGGUCAAAGAGCGCAUGAUCUGUCACACAAUCAUCGGUAACAGUACGGGCAAGGAGAAGAUCAUGAAGGUGGAUGUGACCGCUGACUUCAUCAGUCCGCUGCUCGAGUUCUCACAGAGGGAAGUCAACUUCUGUGUUAUGAAGUAUCCCGAGAGUGACCUCGAGCUGGAGACAAAGCAAGUGAUGAUGCAUAAUGUCUCGUCUCUACCACUUAACGUACGGCUGAAGACAAUGCACCCCUUCCAGCUACUGGUGGACGACGCACGCUGGGCCCCACUCAACAGACAAGCGUCUGAGGCGACGCUGUCUCUAGAAGUGGACGAGAGUGUUCCCGUCCUGAUCCAGUUUGAUCCCUCCUACAAGGAAGAUAGUGAGACUCGUGUCGCUGAAGGCUUUUUGGAGCUCGCAUUUAUGGAACACCCGCAAAUGGAUUUUGUGAAGCUUAUAGGGGAGGUGUUCUUCCCCAAUCUGACGUUUGAAAUGAAGGAGGUGGAUUUCGGGUGCAUUCUGAAUGACACCGAAGUCACCAAGAUCGUGACUGUCACCAAUCACAGCCCGAUGGACGUCAAGUACCAGUGGUGCUUCAUAGACAGCACGGUGGGCUUCGAGAACAAAGAUGAGGACGAAGGAAUUGGUGGUGACGUAGAAGAUGACGUCCAAGAUCAGGCCGUCGAGGAGGAGGCGGCGGAGGAGGACCGAGAUUCGGCUGGAGGUAGCCCAGCACCUUCAUCUGAGGGAUCUAUGCCACCUUCGGCCGAGCGCACAGUAGCCGUGCAGCACCCGCCAGGACCAUGGGGGCACCAUGAGUUCCACCCCAUGACCAUAGGAAUCGAGGAGGUAUUCGACAUCUUACCCCUGUAUAGCACUCUUCAUUCAAUGGAGUCCCAGAAAAUCCAGUUCACAUUCUACGGACACGCCAACAUCAGUUCGUAUGCGGUGGCACGCUGCUCUGUGUACGGUGGUCCGGACUACAACAUCAAGCUCAGCGGACAGGCCUCUCUGGUCCAGUACUUCUUUGACAGAAAGACGGUGGAUUAUGGAAAACAGCUGUACGACCAGAUCGCCGUGGCAGAGAUCGUUCUUCACAACACUGGCAAAGUGGGACUAGAUUUUGUUCUUCUGAACGUCGAUUCGGAUGCCAGGCCACUUCCGGGCUCACCGAACGUCACACCCGCUCAAGGGCAUAUUCCUGCUUUCAGCAAACAGACCCUGCUUGUCCGGUACCUCCCAGGUGUCCCGCAGACCUUUGAGAAGAUGUUCCAGGUGCGAGUGGCGCAUUUCGAGCCUGAUCAGAUCACUGUGUGUGGCGAGGGCGUGUUCCCUCGCAUUAUGCUCGACCUUCCACCCGACCAGUCAGAUCCGCGCUACCAGGAGCUCGCCACCGAGGCGCGGGAAAUCCUAGCAAAGGAUGACAAGCAGAAGCCACAGCUGCCUGAGGAAGCAUCUUUCAGUGCUCUAGCACAUGCGGUAGGAGACCUGAGCCUGCAGAUGGAAAUCGAGCGGUUGCUUGUCAAACAGUAUGCGUUAGAGCUGCAGAGUGUUACGCGCACACAGUCCCACAUUCAAACCGCGAGUACUACCAAGCCUGCCAAGAAACAGAAACCAAGGGCACAGCUGAUCAGCUACCUACUGGACUUUGGUUACGUUGUUUUCGGAACCGUGCGAUCCCACGUCAUCCGAGUCACCAACAAUGGUUUCUUUCCCGUCUCAUUUGCGCCAGACCGCAAGGCGCUUCACGGUACGGGCUUCAACGUGGAGCUGGACCGAGUGCGCAACCUUCCAGGCAGUCCCGACCAUGAGAGUAUUGAGUUUAUGGUAACUUUUGACCCGAGAUCUGCUGGACUUUCCAUGGGACCCGUAGAUGCACAGGUUCCAGUAAUAACUCUUGGGGGACCCCUCUAUGGCUUGCGCCUGAAAGCCAUUGUGACCAUGCCAGAUAUGAGUAUAUCCACGGACACUUUGGACUUUGGUACCGUGGAGUGUGGCCAGUGCAAAGUUAUGACCAUACAGCUUCACAAUCAGCAGCCUGUCAGAUGUGACUGGACUUCCGAUCCACCGGACGAGAAGCAGAAAAAGUCAGACAAGUUGAUUCCCCUCCAUCUGAGGAAGAAACUACGCUCAGGGAAACCUCAACCUAAGCACUUUGAGGUGAUGCCGCCCGUGGGCAGUCUUCAGCCUGGUCAGCGGAUUAAUGUUCAAGUCAAGUUUAUGCCUACAGAAGAGACUUCGUACAGUCAGCGGGUGGUGAUCCGUAUCGCGCAAAGCGCUAGCCGUCACAUGAUCAAUGCCACAGGCCAGGGUAGCGAGCCCAAGGUAGAGUUCAGCUCGUCUUUGAUCGAGUUCGGCCCAGUCCUCCCACACUCCUUGGGCGAUGAACAAGAGGUUGUGAUCAGGAACCCCUGCCGCUUUCCGAUAGAGAUCUACUCGCUGGAGUUCGACAAGCAGUAUCUGGAUGAAGAAAAGAUGCUUCGUACAAUGAAAGGUUAUGACGAGUACAACACAAUCUUGCUACCGCCACGCCAACCAGGAGGCAAGCUACCCAAGGAGGUGACAGAUGCGUACGAGGAACUGCAGCAGAAGAAGGAGGCCGAGGAGAAGGCGCAGCAGGAGGCAGCCGCCAAGCUUCAGGCAGAGAAAGACGAGGAGGAGGGGUCAGAAGCACCCACAGCACCCGGUCUUGCCACCCUGCCUCCGACCCCAGGGGUGAACGAGAAGCCCCCUAGCGAGGAUGGGGACGACGCCAGCAGCCUUGGUGUGGGGGAACUUGAGAUUACCCCAGUCUCCGCCGCCAUCGCUCGCUACCUCGGCAUUGAUCUGACUGCCGAGGGUAAGGCUGCACGUAACCGCCGAGGUAUAGCUCUGAUAGUUCAUGGUGCGCCUCUCUCCGGUAAGACUGCUACCUCGGUCAGCCUGGCAAGGAAGUACGGAGCUGCUCUGUUGACCGUUGACAGCGUCGUGAUCGAAGCGAUCUCCACGGGGUCAUCUUCUGCAGCCCGUCGUGCCAAAGAAUUGUGCGCAGCGGCCGCCAGAUCAGCCAAAGAAGCCGAGCAAGCAGCCGAGGCCAGUCAAGCACAAGCCCCGGGCAGCCUUAGCGUUGAGGCAGUGGCUCAACUUAGUGCCCAGGGCGCUCCUCCUUCCACCACCGGCGGGUCAAUCAUCGGGGUCUCCUCCUUCAUGGGAAGGGAGGGGAGGAAGACCUCUACCAUUGGUGGCCCAACUAGCGUGCGAGGGAUGAAGGGCGUACCGCAAGUGCAACAGCCCUCACCGCCGGCAACCCCGCCCAACGCUGCCCCUAUCGGCAGGAAGUUGAGCGUCAGUGCGAGUGUCGGGGGAGAGGAUGGUUUGUUCAGCUGUGUGUUACCUGAAGACCUGCUUGUGGAGUUGCUUGCUGAGAGGAUGUUGCUAAGCGACUGCCAUCGCGGCAUUGUGAUUGACGGACUGGAAUCCCUGUUCAGUCCCAGCAUGGCAGCGACCUCAAUAGCCCUACUCCGCGCUAUCAACAACCGCAAGUACAUCUACUUCGUGACGCUGCUGCUGGACCAGGCCAGACUCAAAGUCGUCGAGGAGAAGCGCAAGGAGGAAGAAGCGAAACAGCGCAAACUUGCCGAGGAGGAAGAGAAGCGUCGCCUUGAAGAGAUGAGCGAGGAGGAGUAUGACGCGCUGACGGAUGAACAGAAGGCAGAGGUGGACCGCAAGCACCUGGAGCAGAAGAAACAGCGUUUGAAGCGCGAGAUGGAGCGUCAGGAGAAGGAGAGGAAAGAGAAGGAAAUGCAGGCACUGCUGGAGGAGAAACGGCUAGAGGAAGAAAAGAACGCCAAGCGCAAGCGCCCUGGACAGCAAGGCGGACCGGGCUCCAAAGAGAAGAAAGGGCACGAGGAAAAGAAGGAAAAGAAACCAGAGAAAAGCAGUGACAAGUUGUCAUCUGGGCGCGUAACGGCCGUGGCGUCCCAAGCGCAAAAUCUCGAGGCUCAGACACGAGGGGGGGCUCCCUCUGUCAUAUCCGAGCGAUCGGACAGCAGUGACGUCAUUGACGACAAGAAGAAGCUGGCGGCAAAGGCAGGGAAGCACCCGCGCAUGUCUUCUGGCGUGAUACCGCCAGCUGCUCCCGCGAUCGAAGAGCCAAAACCUCUGACUGAAGAAGAGGAGCGUGAAAAAGAACUCCAUAAAAAGUUUACCUUAUUUGAGGCAAGUCUCCGGGAGAUCGACAAUGUUUUGCAGCACUGGGACCGGUCCACUGGCACGGUCAACCGGCCAGACUCGCCGAAAUCGGACAUCUUUGAAUUGGAUCUUGUGCCUCAGCUUGGAUCAAAGAAAUUUAAGGACAAGAAAGACAAAAAGGAGGAGAAAGAAAAAGAAAAGGAGAAGGCAAAGGAGCACGUCCCUGAAUCCCCGCUAUCUGGUGUGAGUGGCGAUCAUGAUGAUAACGAAGAUGCUUCCAAAAAAGAUGGGCUUGGGGUGCCCAACGUGAUGACCGACGUGAUGCAACCCCAGGAGUGUGCAACUGAAGUCGUCAUGUCUAAGGGGAUCCUACCAACACCUAUUGAGGUUUUGGAUGGCCUUGGUUUGGGUGAACAUGGUCCUCCCAUACCCCCACCAGCCUCGUUUUCCGUCGUGCCGUAUCCGGUGAGGCGUCGGGCGCCACUUGGCUCUGACCCGCCAUCUCAUUACAUCUUCAUCGCGAAUGGACCUGACGACCCGAAUGCUCCUCAGGGGGAGAAACCUAAGGAGCCCGAGCCAGAAGCUGAUAAGCCUGCUGAGAAAUCACAGGAGCACAGUCGAAAGAGUCAGCGCGGACGCGAUAAAGACGACCGCGAAAGCGGCGCUAAGUCUCGUCGUGAACGUCAGAGCUCGGCCAGGAAGAGCAAGGGGGGAGCUCACGGUGCAACCUCCCCUCCCCCCACCGUUGCGCCUCAAGUAGACGAAGACAAGACUGACGGUCCCCAGACCGCCCCACAGCUUGCUUCCCAUCGCUGGGUCAUCGCCGCCAACGAGUCCGUCACGUUGAGGGUCCGAUUCCGCUCGGAAGAGCUCGGCCAGUUCGACCAGACGCUCAACUUCGAGCUCGUGGGCACGCGCCGCCGCUACCAGCUGUUCUGCCGCGGCGUGUGCGCCUUCCCCGCGAUAAGCCGAGAGCCCAGGGUGGUGUUCCCCCACCGCAGGAAGUACCGCAAGCCCGAGGAGAUCUGCCACAAGAAGUACAUCCUUAGCAGUGAGACGUUUGAGUUUGGUCCUUUGCUAUGCGGUAAAACACGUGACCGCUACAAGGAGGGACGGUACCCGGAGAACUUCGAGAAGCUCACCAUUCAGAAUACGUCUCCGCUAGAAGCAGAGUUGAACUUCUGCUUCCAGAACGAUAGCUCUGCAGUCACGUUCAUAUUGGACCCGCCCAACAUGACGCUCAAACCAGGAGAAAGACAGGACCUGCUGGUGUGGGCGUACCCCAAGACCACAGGGGUCUUCGAGGACGCAGUAGUGUGCUGUAUCAGGGAGAAUCCAGAGCCGGUCGUGUUUAAGAUUUCGUGCUCCGGGGUGCGACCUGAACUCGAACUUGACCGCAAACAGCUGCAGUUUGACCGCGUCCUUUUACACAGGAAAGACACGCGUACCAUAUUCCUGCGCAACAGCACGCUACUUCCCGUAUCGUGGCGUAUAAACGGCAUGGACAACUUGGGCGACGACUUUUCGCUCACCACCGAACACGGCGUGAUUGAGCCCAAGUCCGAGUACGCCUUGCAGAUGCACUUCCGCGCCGUGCGGCCCACCAAUGUCAAGAAGAUAGUGCGGCUGGAGGUGUCGGACGUGGAGCAGAUUAUGGGCCUUGUGCAGGCUGAGAACAUCCAGGUCCACGCGGAAGCGUACGAUGUUGCGCUUGAUAUGAGCUUCCCUAAAGGUGCUGAUGGCGGACUGGACUUCGGCGUCCUUAAAGUCAUGGACGAGACCAAGCAGACUUGUUCGUUGAAGAACAAAGGUCGCUUUGAAAUAAACUUCAACUUCGCGUUUGAGCCGACCGAGUCGUCACCUCCCAACAUCCAGGAUUUGUUUACUGUGAUGCCAAACCGCGGCCCACUGCUACCAACAGACAGACCCACCCAGGUGCAAGUGAUCUUCCGUUCCAAGGGCGAAAUCAGCAUUAAGGACCAGCCCAUACUGAAAUGCCAGAUCAUCGAACCACACCUUGGCGAUGCAGGAGAGGUGAUCGCAAGUAUCCCCGUCAAGAUCGCAGUGCGGUCUGUCUACAGCAAGUACGCAAUUUUUCCCAUGAGCGAUAUCAACUUCGGGGCUAUGCUCGUCAACACCAAACGUACGCUGCUCUUCACCAUUGAAAACAAGGGCGAGUUCGACUUCCGGUACUCAGUCCUCAAGAUGGUCAACACGACCUCGCAGGGCCGCCAGAGACUGGGACCCCCGGGCAAGAGGGCGAAGUCACGUGACGGGUCUAGCUCGGGAAGGUCGCAGCAGCAAGAAAGUGGAAAGCCGCCUAAACCGAAACGCGCAGACUCCGUUAGAGGGGCGGAUGUGUCUACAGGCGCGCCUAACAUCAGACUCCAGCUGGGUAUGUUCACUCUUUACCCCGCAGUAGGGAGUGUACCUGCCGGGGGUACCGCCCAGAUCACUGUCGACAUGAUGGCCGAGACCCCGGGAUUUAGCGAGGAGGACAUUGCUAUCGACAUCUCGGAUCGUCCUCCUACGGACCACCCCCAGGGCAUCCCGUACAAGCUGAUUGGCGAGACGUGCGUACCAGGCAUCUCCAUCAUCUCUCCCGAGACCGUGGGCUCAAUCUUCGAGGAGCACGUGAUCGUCAAGCAGCUCAACUUAUUCCAGUACCUGACGCAUGACCUGGCCAGUGGAGCGGGCGUGUACGGCGAGGACGAGAACAAGUUCAUCUUCUACAAUACCAUUGUGGGCAGGAAGGCGAAGGCGCGCUUCAGGAUAAGCAAUAGUAACAAGGUGCCUUGUGACGUAGUUCUUUCCGUAAAACCGCUAUCCAAUAAGCCAUCUGCUCGCUGGCACGACGUGUACGAGAUCGAGCCCCAGCGUGCAUCCAUCCCCGCGCAUGGUCACAUCUACGCUACCGUGACCUUCUGCCCUCCCUCCAUGCAAUCGUACUCCGCUAUCAUGGAAGCUGCAGUCGAUGGCAUGCCUAGCAACGUGUCCAAAUAUCGCAACCUCAUCUUUGACAUACAAGGUGAAGGUAACUUGCCCCGCAUCACGGUGGUCCGUCCGACUGCACGCAACAAGAAGGGGGCACCUGUUCUCUUAUUCAACCGCCUCCUGUUAGGCCGCACCCAGGUACUACCCCUAGUGCUGCGUAACGACGGUAGCCUGACAUCACAUGUCAACAUCGACCUGAAGGACUCGGCGGGUGUAUACAAGAUCGUACCUACCGAGGAAACCAAGGCUUUCAUCCCUGAAGACAGUGAUAGCACAGACCCCAAGACCCGCGUUCACACCGCCUCCGUAUCCGUGCCUAUGGAUAAAACCGCUGAAUUCCGCGUGGAAUUCACGCCCAGCAGCACUGGGAGACUUGUGGGCGGGCUCAAGCUUUCUGUGGUGGAUAACCCGUAUGAGGAGGGUGCAAUACAGCUUAUAGGGGAGGGGUAUGAAGACGAGGUUACCAUUGACAACAUACGAGCCGCUGCUGUACCUCAGGAAGAGGCACCUGCAGUCACGAACAUAACGGAGGACACCCCUGCGUCCCGCGAGAAUCACAUCCGCUUCGAGGACUGCCAAAUCGGCAUUUCCAAGCAACUGUCAUUCACACUGACAAACCACUCGACCACGGAUCCUAUUCGGUUCAGCUGGUCACCGCCACCAGAGCUCACAUUCUCGCCCUGUAUCGGGCAUUUGCAGCCGGGCUGUGCAAAGGACAUCGCCAUCAGCUUUAUGUCGGCCAAGCCUAAGACAAUGAAAGCCGAGAAUGUACCGUGUAAAGUAGUAAAGAUAAAGUUGGGCGAAGCGCAGGACAGGCCUUUAGACUGGGAUGACCGCAUGCGAGUAGUAAAGUGGGUGGACAUGGAAGAUGCCGCCCCCUCCAAACCGGAAGAAGAAUUACCCGGAAGGGCCAAGCUCGUCAAGCCUACCAAGAAGCGGGUGGUGGAAGUGGAACCUGAGCCUGCGUACGCAGCCCUAGGGGACAGCAGUCGAGACGUAGAGCUACUGGUCAGCAGUGUUUGUGACUACGCCAAGGUCAAGUGCAAGGCAGAGAGCGUUCAUUUCAAGGAUACACUCAUGUUUCAGACCCGUGUCUUCAGCAUCACCUUGUCCAAUAAGGGGGACGUUCAAGCGAAUUACCGCUGGUCAUUCGAGCCUCUGGACCGUGCCAAAAUAGUCAGCAUCGCUUCAGAUACCGGACAAGCAGCCGAUCGGCCAUCGACGUCCGGCGGACGGUCCAUUAGCCAGCAGACCGGACGUGCUAGCACUGUGGUCACUAGUUCUUCGGGAGCUACAAGGCCUGCACCCGUGGUGAGACCGCCCUCCUCUCUUGGGGGCCGCCCCGCUAGCGCCCUCGCUCUAGCGUAUGAGGCUGGAAGCGUGGUGAGCGAAGGCGCUGAUGUGUUCCCCUUCACCAUUGAGCCGGAAAGUGGGUGUGUCGCGGCAGGCAAGAAAGCAACCUUCCUGGUUAAGUUCGCACCGCUAGAUGUGAUGGAUUACGAGGCUGCAUUGGUCUGCACCAUUCAGAACGCUCAGGCCGGCAAAGAAACCCUUACUAUCCCAGUCCGUGGUCGCAGCCUGCUUCCAUACGCCCACUUCGAGCUGGACGAGUCUGACUACAUCUCUGGAGGGAGGCGUAACCCCGAGCUCCGCGGCCCAGGGGGUGCACCCCCUGGCUCAACCCUUGACCAAAGUACCAGGGUCAUCGAGUUCAAGUCUUGCGGUGUCAAGGUCAAGAACAUCAAACGUUUUUACGUACUGAACCCUACCAGCACCACCUAUUCCUUCACGUGGACCAACGAGGACACAAUUGAUGGCACGCCCCCCGACAACUCCAACUUCCGGUGCCUCACCCCUCAGGGUGUCAUCAACAGUGGGAAGAAGGCCGAGAUGGUGUUCGACUACGUGUCAGACUCCUUGGAGCUUCAGGAGUCCUUCUGGAGAUUCUUCGUGCCCGAGCACAGCAUCUCUGUACCCUUCGUGUUGGUUGGACACACAGUAGAGCCGGCGUUAUCCUUUGAUCGCUCCCAUAUCAACUUCAGAGAGAUGUUGCUAGGCCAGCCCGUUAAGCAGACAGUCCAGCUCAUUAACGAUGAGAACCUUCCAUUCACCUUUGCUUUUAACGAAGCGUCCUGCCACACUGACGGCUACGCAUCCAGUCUGAGGGUUGAACCAAUGGGAGGCACAGUCCCUCCCAAGUCAAGGCUUCCAAUCGAGAUCUCGUUCACCGCCACGGCGCAGAAGGAAGUGAACUUUAACGUGUUCUGUACGAUAAAGAAGAAGACGACCCCCUUGACGCUGAACGUGAAGGCAGAGGGCUAUGCCAUGGACGCUCAACUUUACUGCGAGGACUCACAAGGCAACAAAGUGGCGCUCACCGCCAAGGGCACCAACAGGAUCAAUCUCGGAGAGGUGGAAAUCAACGAGAAAGCCAUUCGAUCUCUUUUCAUCGUGAACUCCGGGAAGUUCAACUUUGACUUCAGCUGGGAGCUGGUCAUGCGCGGUAAGGUCAAGAACAUGCGCCUGGCGGACGGUGAGCGUGUCGUGUCCAUCUCUCCUGAGGACGGGACCGUCCCGUGCAGCAGCCGUAAGCGAUGCCAAUUGGUGUUCUGCCCGCCGAGUCGACUCAACUUACAGGACUGUAAUCUGUUACUAAGGAUUACCAACGGUCCAACUUUCAGUAUCAACGUGACGGGCUCGGGCGUGCAGCCUGGAUUAAGCUUCUCUUUCCUCAAAUACGACUUCGGUCCGUGCUUCCUGUACCGUGCGGGCAUGCCCCUAAAGAGAACAACAUUGAGCAUUAGGAAUGAUGACACUAAAGACAUCAGUGUCGAGUGCCAAUAUGAGAACACCUCCCACCUCGAAGUGAACGCGACCCCGGGUGUACUGACCCCAGGGCAGAUAAUGCUGAUAGACCUUCUUCUCUACCCGAGAGAAGUCAAGCGCUACCACGAGACCAUCCCGUUUGAGAUCAACGGCCUGUCGACUAUGAACGUAGAGAUAUUCGGAGAAGGAACCGACAUGAAGGUGGAAGUAGCCAACCCCGCGGAUAAGAGGAUCAACUUUGGCGCAUUGCGCAUCGGUCAAGUCGCACAGCGCACAGUCAAGCUGAUCAACCGUAGCCCCGCGGCGAUUAACUUCUCCUUGGCCAUCACUCCAUCCCUGAUGCAACUACAGCCCGGUAACGUCCUGACGAUCAGCCCCACUAGCGAGAUCACUCUCAAGCCGAACGGGGGAACGUGUAACGUGGAUGUCGCCUUCACGCCUAAAGCCCGCAUCCCCGAGUUCACCGAGGAGGUGAUGCUGGAGUGUGCGGGCAUGUCCCAACCCAUCUUCGUGGUGUCUGCGUCGUGCCAGGGGAUCGAGGUCGGGCUGGAUAACGACUCCGUCCCAUUCGGCGCCGUCAUGAUGGGUAGCCAGAGCACGCGCAAGCUGAUCAUGCACAAUACGGGGGAUGUGGGCGCGGCCUUCGCGUGGAAUGCGGACAAGUUCCGGCCUGACUUCAGCAUCACCCCCAAAAAGGGAUACAUCUCCUCCGGUAUGGAAGUGCCAUUCGAGAUCGCAUUCCAUCCGAAGGUCCCGAACCAUGAUAUCAGAUAUGAGGGUCUACGCUGUGCUAUAGAAGGAAGCAAGCCUCUGAAGCUCGUCCUGACCGGAAGUUGUAUCGCACAAAUGCCGUUGAAAGAGGUGCUUCACUUCAGUACGCAUGUGCGGACACGUGAUCAGCGUAACCUAGUGAUUCAUAAUCGCACCAAUCAGCUGUGGAUGCUGCGCCCGGUGAUCGAAGGUGAACACUGGUCCGGCCCAGACUCGAUCACCGUGGAACCCCAACAGAGCAAGAACUACGAGCUGACUUACCGACCCCUCAUCAUGACCCAGGAGGGCAAGAAACACACGGGCUCUGUGUUCUUCCCGUUACCUGACGGUAGCGGAUUACUGUACAAUGUAACCGGUACAGCAGAAGCUCCCAAACCCAUCAACAACAUCCAGCGAGACGUGCCGUGUAAGACGCAAUACACGGAGCAACUCACUGUCACCAACUGGCUCAGGCGACCGCAAAGGUUUCGUGUGACUAUUGAGAUGCUGAAGCCUGAGAAACCAGACAACUCGACGACCAUCAAGGGAUUGGACUACAUUGAUGUGCCGGGACUCUCUAAGAAGGAAUACAAGCUCAACUUCUUUGCGCACAAGGAGGGCACCUUCAGCGCUAAGGUCAUCUUCCGUAACGAGACAAGCGGCGAAUUCAUGUACUAUUACGUCAUGUUCAAGGCGACAUCUCCCGGCGUUAUGGCGGGCAUCGAGCUGUCCACGCCAGUCCGCAAGAGCACCUCACACGUAGUCACCCUGAACAACCCUCUCAACACCCCAGUCACCUUCAGCACGCAGUGCUCCGUGCCUGAUCUCCAAAUGCCACCGAGUUUCACCGUGCCACCCAACUCAGAGGGCUCGUGUAUGUUCGAAUACCUACCUCUCAAAGCUGGUGAAACCAACACUCGUCUGGCCUUCCUGAGCUCCGAGCUCGGCGCCUAUCAUUACGAUCUCUUUCUCACCGCCACCCCCGCGGGACCGGAACCACCCGUACACUUCCGCGCAAGCCUGGGCACCAGUCAAGUCCAAACCUGCAGGUUCAUGAAUUUUGCCAAGUCUAAAGUGGAAUAUGCGUGCAAGGUCGAUAACACUGACUUCCACGUUGAAAAGACUAUAACCGCAGCCUCGGCUUCAAGUGGAGGCACUGAAGUUGGCGUUGACGUCACGUACGAGCCCGCACGCCUUGGGGACACGCGCGCGAUUUUGACCGCCACGUCUGCCACGGGCGGAGAGUACACCUUCCCUCUUUUCGGUCACUGCUCGCCUCCCAAGCCACAGGGUCCGUACUCCAUCAAAGCGGGUUCCACCACCAAUAUUCCAUUCAAGAACGUGUUCUCCAACACCACUCAAUUCAUGUUCUGCGUCGACUCACCGUGUUUCAAUGUCAAGGCCACCGAGACGAUUCGCGCCAAAAAGACGCACAAUGUCAUCGUCGGCUUUGAAGGCAACCAGGGUGGCUCCAAGGCACCACGCAUGGGCAAGUUGAUGGUCACGUGUCCACGGAGCGCAGGGGGUGCCGGGAAUGUCACGUGGACCUUCUAUCUGAAAGGUGUCACUCCGUAAUAAUUCUGAUAAAAUCACUUAAAAUUCCUAAUGUUUCUUUAAAAAAUGUGUUACUUACUUGAAUAAGUCUAUGGUUCGGUAAAAGAUUGUGUGUAAUAUUUAGAAGUUUUCAAUAUUUUCCAUUGUAUAGUUUAUUGAAUAUUGUACAGAAGUAUUCACCAGGGAGCUUACUAUUUGUAUUUUUCUGUAUCCUGAUGUUCCUAUAAUAAACUGUUUUCAGGAUAA